UACUCAGUGGUUAUCGUUUUAUUCAUUUUAAAGUUUUUCUAUUAUAUUCUAUUUGUUAGUACACAAAAGCACAACUGCUGCAUUUAGCCAUGUAGUUAACGAUUACAGAUAAAUUACGAUAACAGUUUAGCUAUCUUAAAGCUAUUGAACAUGUUAAUAGCCUUGAUAACAUGUUAUUAUAUAGUUCAUUGGUUAAAUCAUAGAGUAAAUGGUUAAACUCUUCAAACACGUGCUAUUAGGCAGUGUUUUCAAUUGAUAAAAGGUUUGGUAUUGCCAACUAUAUUCUUAUUAGCUCAUUGAUAUAAUAUUAUGUUGUGGCGGGUUUCGCGCCACAUUUCUUCUUCCUGCUGCGCCUCGUCGUCGGCGUUCAGCAGUCAUCGUCCACAGCUCCUCUCGUCUCGACGUGACCACCUCUCCGUACCGACGCCGUAUGCGAAGCAUUGUGUCCGACUCCGAAUAAUUAUUAUGUAUAAUUGUUUUUCUUAACUAAUGUUGUUUUUAAUUGUUGCGUGCUCGCCUUUCCUCCGUCAAAAGCCGUCUGCUGGCGAUCACUUGUAUUAUGUCUUUAUGUUGUAAAUAAACGUUUCUUUAUUACCUUAUCGUAAAAUUCGUGUCUUGGUGUAACGCGCCAAAAUGCCAAUGAAAUAGCCGUAGGUAUAGGUAUUUGAGUUUUUAAAUUCAAAUAGGGAAGUUAGAGUCUAUUUGUAAUUUUUAAAAUAUAUUUUUUGUAAUAUUUAUUUGCACUUUCAAUCAAUAAAAAUAUUUACUGAUAUUUAUAAUAUAAAAUAGAUUAUAGAUAUAGAUUACAGUUUUUAAUUUAUUGGUAACACUAUGUACGGAAUGUUAUGUUAUCACUUAAUCAUAUUUGAUAAUCACAAUUCGCAAUUACAACUUAGAUCAUAUACAUCAUAUAUGAUCUAAAAAUUACACUGAGUGUUUGUUAGUUAUUGUCCAACUUUUAUAGUACCAACUAUUAAGCAUGAUAAAAUCUAUUUUGUCAUGGUAUUAAGUAUAUAAGGAUUUCUAUCAUAGUUUGUAUUAAUCAUCGUAAAAUAGGCCCGGAAAACCAAACACGGACUGAUAUGAAAAAGAAAUCGAUAAUAUCUAUCUACAGACAUUAACGGAUUUCUUGAACAAGUAUUGGUUGUGUACCUAUAUUUUAAACGAAAUUUUAAAUAAUCUAAACGAAGUACAUUGCCACAGUUGUGAGUCGUAAGUCAGUCGUUGAAAAUUUUGAUACUGAAUAAACGUUUUCCAACUGAUUAUGGAGGACUUCGACGAUAUAGAUAAUGAUUUAGACAAUUUGGUGGAUUAUUAUUCAGACAAAGACAAUGAUGAAAACGUAAAGCAGCAGGAACAUAAUAAGAAUGAAGAACAAAGUGAAAAAAGAUCCGUUCCUGUAAAGGUCAGAGUGAGAAAACCUCAGCCUAAAUUAAAUGCUGAAAGGUGAAUAUUAUUUUAUUGCAAAAAGAUUAAAUAAAAUUGGUACUUAUUUUAUUAUUUUUAUUAUUAUUACAUACCUAUAAAACUACAAUAUUAUUGAGUUUGAUCACAAUAUGAAAAACAAGUAUUUUAAGUAUUUGAGUGUUGAAAGUAGGCCAUAAUUUUCCUUGAUUAACUGUGUUCAAGAUAGGUAACAGUAUUAAUUAAAUUUUUAAGUAUUUAUAUUGUUUACAAAUACCUAUAUUUAAUAUUUAAAUGAACUGAUACAGGAAAUGAUUAGUUUUAUUCAAUGUAUAUUAUAAUAAAUAAUUUUUAUGUGUCUGAAAUCCAUUUAAAUUCCAUAUGCAAUAUUUUUACUCAAUGACUUGUGUAGGUUAUGGGUAUCGCUGGGGUAAAAAUUAAAAAUUACCCAAUUAACUAAAAUUUGCUUCAUCCAUUAUUAGGGGGAAUUAUGGUGGUGUAUUUUAGUCUAUUUAGAUCUAAAAGCCAGACUAAAUUAGUGUUGUUGCUUCUAUUUUUUUUUUACACACAUUUUUAUGCAGGCCAUAAACCCUGUUUAGAAUUUUCAAUACAUCAAGAUUAAAAUAAUCUACAUAUUUCCCCAUAAGUCUAUGAAACCAUUCAAUAAAACAUGAAAUAAUCAGUAACUAUGUUGUAAGCGAUCUACUAUAAUCUGCGUAAUCUACAUAAUAUAUAGCACACUAGUGUCAUAAGUGAUCCACCAAAAGCCAUUUACAAAUAGUUUAUUAAAAUUACAAAUUUACAACAUUAUAAUUUUUUUGAAAGUAUUGCCAGCAUUUCUUUUUUACUAACUCAUAUGCCAUGGUGGUUGCUGUUGUGACAUUAAAAGAAAUCUCUUGAUGCUUUCCUAUUAGAGCAAUAUUUCUGGUAGAAAAUAUAAGCUGUAAAAUUUAAAAUAAUGAAAUUGUAGUAAUGCCUUAAAUUUGUCAAUUUUAAUUUUUUUACAUCAGGCUCCUUAAAGUAUUUUGAUUUUUACAUUUGAUAAAGAAAAUUAAAAUUAUAAAAAUAAUGACUACAUAUCCUAGUAAAGAACAUAAAGAAUCAUAAUUAAUUUUCAAAAUUGAAAUUUGUCAUUUAUAAACCUUACAGUUUUUUCUGGCUUUUCGAUCUAAAACAUUAGAUUUUUCUAUAAAAAAAAAAUCGCACCACUUCCUCUUAAGUGGAUGUCAAAUAGUACAUAAGCGGGAAAGCCCAACAAGUCUUAUUAUUAGGGUGGUAAUUUAAAUAUAAAAUAAAUUUUCAAAUUGUAUAAAAGUGGAAAAAUUAAGAAAAUUGCCACCAAAAAUCUGAAAUUUGUUACCAAUUACUAAGCCCAUCUUAACACAUAUAUUUAGUUAGAAAUGUUAUUAAUAAAAGAAUUAUAAUUUUCUAUUAUUAGUAUUUUAUAAUUUUUCAUUGUAUCUUUAAAAUGUAAAUUGACUUUCUAUUAUUUAUGUUAAUUUUAGAUUAAGAGGACCUCGUGGGUUAUCUGUACUUCCAAAAUGGUUUGAGGCUAUUCAACUGAAAGGUAAACACCAUGAAUCAGAAGAUCUUAAUGUUGUCAUAAAUCGUCUCGAACAAUGGACACAUCGAUUAUUUCCCAAGUACACAUUUGAUGAUGCCAUCGCUAAGUUAGAGAAAUUGGGUUCUAAGAAUGAUGUGAAAGUAAUAAUAAAGCGAAUUAGGUUGGGUCUAGACGAUAUUGUAACACAAACUGAAGAAGAUAUAGUUGAACCACUAGCACCACCCACACAGGAUGAUGUAUUUGAUCGAAUUGCUAACACUGUUGAUAUAUUUCCAGUAACAUCUACUCCAAAUGUUAGGAAUACUGGACUAACUGAAGAACAAAGACAGAGAAUGAUGCGUAACCGAAUGUUGGCUGAAGAAAGGCGACAAGCUAAGAUUAAAGCUCGUCAACAGCAAGAACUCAAUGCGUCCCAUACUACUGUUUCUACUAUUACUACUAUUAUUGAUUCUAGUUAGAUACUGAUUUUAAUACAUUAUUUUUUAUAACCCUUAUCAUAAGAAAGUAAAAAUGUUUUUUUUAUUAUCAUAACUAUGUACAUAUAUAUAUAUAACUAAACUAAUUAUUUAGAAGUUUA
This is a messenger RNA of Cinara cedri, 3545 nucleotides long. NCBI's taxonomy places the organism in Eukaryota, Metazoa, Arthropoda, Insecta, Hemiptera, Aphididae. The record is from the annotation of a GenBank genome assembly.